CUUUAAUGUUAUUACCCGUGCUAACACAGUAAUAUGGAAGCCAAGAACUCACGUUACCAAAUACAUGUUAGAACACUUCCGAGACUCGUGUGUUCCUUCUGGCUGCAUUUCAAUACAGUUUUUGAUUUCCUGUUGGUGGAGUAGGAAAUCGAAACUAGUUACGGAAUAAUUAAAAGAGUGUUUAUAACUAAGGGGAAGUGAAACCAGCAGUACAGAAGCCGUGAUAACUCUCAGAGGAACAUCUCAAAACUUAACCCAAACAUGACAAAGGAACUAAUGAUAUCAAAUCACCUUGCAAAAAUGGAUGAGACGCGUUUAAUAAAGUUUAAGAAGGCUCUUUGCCAGAUGAAGCCUCCCCCUGGAGCUGGACCCAUUAAGAUGGAAGAUCUUAAAGACAAAUCCAUAGAGGAAAUUGUUGAAUUUAUCUUCAGAUGUCACACUGAAAGACAUGGACCAGCAACCAUCAAAAAUGUUCUUAUAGAAAUCAGUGAGAAUCAGAUAAGGAUGUUGAUAGACAGAGAUCUCAGGAAUGGUGCUUUUAAAUCAAAAAGCAUAGAAGAUGAGCAAAGUGGGAAACAAGAAUCCAAUCUUCAUGGCAAAACUUUCGUACCAGCCCAUGUUGCUAUACAAUGCCCUGAACCCCCAGCAAAAAAAAUUAAAAGGGAACAAGUAGAAGAUGCCGUGAUAGGAAUCUCAAGUCAAAAUAUUAAAAGAGAAAAAGAAGAAGAUGCUCUAAUAAGAGCCCCAAAUCACAAAAUUCAAGUGGAAAAAGAAGAUGAUGUUGUGAUAGGAGUCCCAAAUCACAAAAUUAAAAUAGAAACAGAAGAUGUUGCGAUAGGAGUCCCAAAUCACAAAAUUAAAGGAGAAGAAGAUGCUAUGAAAGAAGUCCCAAAUCACAAAGAAACAACUUCACGUAAAGAUGAAGGACACAGACCCGUACAUCGACCACCCAAACAAGAACCACAACCACAAGUCAAUCCAGAACAAGACAACAUUACAAGCAACUUAUUUCAUACAGCUCUCAAAAAGCAAUUUGCUGGAGCUGCUUCCCAUGGAUCUUCCACAAAACCACAACCACAGAUCCAUCCAGAACAAGGCGACACUAAAGGGAACAUAUUUCAUAAGACAACCAACAAGCAAUUGGGAGUAGAUCCUUCCCAAGCAUCUUCCAAAGCUUCCACAUCUGCUGCUGUCUCUGUGCAUCUCAUGGAGCCCACUGCCCUCGCAGACCACUACCAGCAAACAAGUCCCAUCAGGCCAAAAGACGCAAGCCCGUGGCGCAGGGAGAGAUCCAGACAUGCAUCAAGCAAGAGGUCCCGCAGAAGUCGGUCAAGAUCAUCCUCCCGCUACCAUCGAUCAAGGCAUAGCCGAUCACGCCGCAGCCGCUCCCAUCAUAGACGGUCUCACCGCAGACGGUCACCCUCAUUGCACCGCGAACAUUACAAUACCCGUCCUGCAGCAAACGCUUGCUGGGUGUGCAGUGCUACUGCGUUGCCAGGAAAGCUAGCUUGUCGCACCCGCUUUAAUGAAGCGACCAGAGAAAAGGAGGCGGACGCUAGAGUGGCUACAGAUCUCAUAAGAGAGUUAGUGCGGGAAUCAAUCUGUACCGCGGCUCCUCUGGCCUGUGAUGAUCCCACCCCGGGCACUUCAUCUGCUUCCGGUCCGUAUGCCCAGCCAGCAGAGACCCAUUCCGAUCAUGAAGAACGUGAGCUGGUGUCCAGAUUUGACUUUGGCUUGGUUGAGCCUUUUUCCCGCUCUGUUAAGGAAGCUAUAGGUUGGGAAGAACCCGUAGCGGAACCACUGAAGGUUGGGAAGUACUUUCCCGAGUUAAGGAGGGAACCCUUCAUUGAAGAGUUAGAAGACCUCAUUAAAGAAGAGUGGGAAAAACCGGAUAAGCGACCUGGUCUGUCCAAUAAGCUCGCUAAGUUGUACCCUCUAAAGGAGUCUAAAGUCUCUUCCCUCAUUAACGCUCCCAUUGUUGAUUCGUCCCUAAUGCGGCUCGCCAGGCACGUCACUUUGCCAAUAGAGGACGCAGUCUCGUUCCGAGAUGUUCUCGACCAUAAGAUCGACUUGGAGCUGAAGAAAGCAUACUCUACGGCGGGGGGAGCAUGUAGACCAGCUAUUGCCACAGCGGCUGUCGCAAGGGGCAAUUCCACAUGGGCAGCCAACACUGAAAAAGCCCUCCUAGAAGAACAACAACCACAAACUACUCCAGAACAAGGCAAUUUAACAAGCAACUUAUUUCACAAGACCCCCAAAAAGAGAAUUGGAGUAUCCUCUUCCCAUUCAUCUUCCAAAGCAGGACCACAACCACAAGUCAAUCUGGAACAAGGCAAAAUUACAAGGAACACAAUUGAUACGGCUCCCAACAAGUCACCUGAAGUAAAUCUUUCCCAUGCAUCGUCCAAAGAAGCACAACGACAAGUAAAUCCAGGGAAAGGAAAAACUACAAGCAACGAAUAUUAUAGAAUUCCCUUCAAACGAUUCGAAGAAUCUCCUUCCCAUGCAUCUUCCAAAAGACCACAACCACAAGUCAAUCUGGAACAAGGCAAAAUUACAAGGAACACAAUUGAUACGGCUCCCAACAAGUCACCUGAAGUAACUCUUUCCCAUGCAUCGUCCAAAGAAGCACAACGACAAGUAAAUCCAGGGAAAGGAAAAACUACAAGCAACGAAUAUUAUAGAAUUCCCUUCAAACGAUUCGAAGAAUCUCCUUCCCAUGCAUCUUCCAAAACAGGACCACAACCACAAGUCAAUCUGGAACAAGGCAAAAUUACAAGGAACACAAUUGAUACGGCUCCCAACAAGUCACCUGAAGUAAAUCUUUCCCAUGCAUCGUCCAAAGGAACACAACCACGAGUCAGUCGUGUACAAGGCAACUUUACAAGAAACAUGCCUAAUAGGACUCCCAGCAAUCAAUAUGGAGGAGCUCUUUCCCAUUCAUCUUACAAAGAACCACAACGACAAGUAAAUCCAGAAAAAGGAAAAACUACAAGCAACGAAUAUAGAAUUCCCUUAAAAUCUCCUUCCCAUGCAUCCUUCAAAAGUAAAUCAUGGUCUACAAUCCACCACUACACAUCCCACCCAGAAGAACGACAACCACAAGUCAACCCAGGACAAAGCAAAACCACAAGCAACAUAUCUCCUAGGGCUCCCAGCAAUCAAUAUGGAGUAGCUUCCCAUUCAUCUUCCAACAAACCACGACCACAAGUCAGUCCAAAACACAGCACAAUUACAAGCAACAGUUCUCAUAGGGCUCCCAACAAGCAAUUUGGAUUAGCUCCGCCCUAUGCAUCUUCCAAAGGAACACAACCACGAGUCAGUCGUGUACAAGGCAACUUUACAAGAAACGUGCCUAAUAGGACUCCCAGCAAUCAAUAUGGAGGAGCUCUUUCCCAUACACCUUACAAAGGUAAGUCAUGGCUGUGUCUCCUGGUUCUGGCAUCCUGGAAUGCUACUGCACCCGUCCAGGACCAGAAAUAGGCACCGAGUCCUCCCCUCUCCCCCUGCAUCCAGCGGUCGGAACUGAUGCUGCGCGCCCGUCCAGAAACUCCGCCCCGCCCGGCAAUGACAUAAAUGGCAUGCCCUGAUGCUGCUGGACACCAAAAAGAUGGCCGCCGCCAUGCACAAAACAUGAGGGGCUGCAGCUUGUCGGUCGUUACUGGCUCUCCCCGAACACUGAAGGGGGAGAGAGGAGCCAGAAACAGGCCCCCUCACCU
Rana temporaria (common frog) is the source of this 3719-nucleotide messenger RNA. Its product is annotated as AF4/FMR2 family member 1-like. The coding region runs from base 262 to 3483 and encodes 1073 amino acids. The transcript has 18 exons. The record is from RefSeq and is a predicted model, not a curated record. NCBI's taxonomy places the organism in Eukaryota, Metazoa, Chordata, Amphibia, Anura, Ranidae.